Messenger RNA from Brienomyrus brachyistius, 2210 nucleotides. Its product is annotated as alpha-aminoadipic semialdehyde synthase, mitochondrial-like. The record is from RefSeq and is a predicted model, not a curated record. The transcript is spliced from 12 exons. Gene Ontology annotation, cellular component: cytoplasm. The coding region runs from base 1 to 1416 and encodes 471 amino acids. NCBI's taxonomy places the organism in Eukaryota, Metazoa, Chordata, Actinopteri, Osteoglossiformes, Mormyridae. Gene Ontology annotation, molecular function: saccharopine dehydrogenase activity.
AUGAACCGCGUGACGGGCAUGCGCGUCUCCCGCCUGACGUACGGGAAUAAGAUGGAGCUCAAGAAGCGAGUAUUGGUGCUGGGGACUGGGUAUGUAUCGGCUCCUGCUGUUGAGUACCUGACACAGGACCCUGGGACUCAGGUCACUGUAGCCUCGGUCAUGAUGAAUCAGGCGGAGGAGCUCGCUGCCAGAUACCCCAACACUACCGCCGUGAUGCUGGAUGUCACGAGCCAGCAGAGCCUCCUUGAGUCUCUGGUCAAGGACCAUGAUGUUGUUAUCAGUCUGCUUCCUUACCAGCAUCACGCCAUGAUUGCUGAACAUUGCAUCAGGAAGAAGGUGAAUUUGGUGACUGCCAGCUAUGUUUGUCCUGCCUUGAGAGAGCUUCAUAGUCGUGCGGAAGAGGCUGGCAUCACCGUGGUGUGUGAGAUGGGGUUGGACCCGGGCAUUGACCACAUGCUGGCCAUGGAGUGCAUUGACCAGGCCAAGGAGGAAGGGUGCACUGUGGAAUCCUACAUCUCGUACUGUGGGGGCCUCCCUGCCCUAGAGAGUGCAGGAAACCCCCUGCGCUACAAGUUCAGCUGGAGUCCUCGUGGAGUUCUGCUCAACACCCUUAACCCGGCCACCUUCGUAAAGGACAAUAAGGUUAUGAGCUUCCCGCCAGGAGGCACUCUGCUCGAAGCCGCUGCUCCUAUGGACUUCAUGCCAGGCUUCGACCUCGAGGGCCUCCCCAACCGCGACAGCACCACGUACGCCCGGCUGUACGGCAUCGAGUCGGCCCACACAGUCAUUCGGGGGUCGCUCCGCUACCGGGGCUUCUCCAGUGCCAUUAGUGGGUUUGUGAAGCUGGGCCUGAUCACCACCGACCCUUUUCCAGCAGAGGACUCCUCUAACAGGCCUGCCUCCUGGAAGGAUCUUAUCUCCCACCUCAUUGGGGUUCCACCUUCAGCCAGCACUGAAGCCUUCCAUGACGCUGUAUGUGACAAGUUGGGAAGGGACCAGGGCAAGAUGGAGGUGCUCAAGUGGUUUGGCAUGCUUGGAGAUGACCCCGUCCCACAGGCGGACUCUGUCCUGGAAGCUGUCACAAAGCAUUUGGAAGCCAAGCUCCAUUAUGAGCCGGGUGAGCGGGACAUGGUCAUUCUGAGGAAUGAGGUAGGAGUCCGUCGCCGUGGCGGAGAACUGGAGACCCGCCGUGCAGAGCUGCUUCUCUUUGGAGAGCCCGGCGGCCACUCUGCGAUGGCCAGGACCGUGGGCUUCCCCGCCGCCAUCGUCGCUCGGAUGCUGAUAGACGGUGAGAUUGAGAGGAAGGGCCUGGUGCUGCCUCUCAGCAGGAGUAUCUAUGGCCCUGUGUUACAGCGACUCUCUGCCAGAGGACUGUGCAUCAGUAGGACCUGCCCCGUCACAGGCAAGCACCUGUAGACCAAAUCUCAGACACGCCAGCUGCUUAUCUGUGUGUAACCUGCUUCCUAGCCCCACCUUUCCCUUGCACCAAGGGCCAUACAGAUAGUUGGGUGUAUUUUACUGUUUUGUCAGCUGUUUUUGAUUUGUGGACUGAAAAUAUUUCUUGGUUGGGGGGACAUUGUGUGGCUCAGUGGGUUAAGCUGCUAUGAUUAGAAGGUUGCAGGUUCAAAUCCCAAGGUUGGCAGAGUAACUUCAGGGUAACUCAGGCUUGAACCAGCAUGGUCACUCAGUGUGUUAUUUCAAGAUAAUGAUCUGCCGGGUGAUGUGACGCGCCACCAUCCAAUCUCCGACCAACACCCAUGAUGUGCCGGGCAACGCAACGCAAUAACAGAUACUGCUCUGCUGAGGCUUGAACCAGGGACCUUCUGAUCGCAGGCAUGGUCGCUCAGUGUGUCGCACAACCAUCCAUCCUCUGACCAACCACCCUUAAGGGUUCAAGAUAAUGAUCUGCCAAGGCUUGAACCAGCAAUUUUCUGAUCACAGGCACAGGGAGCAAAAUAUUUCCGUGGUCUUAGACUGGAUUAUAGACUAGACAUUAAUCACCGUUACCCUUUGCUCUAUGGAUUCAUCAUUUCCUUACCUCCAUUUCAGCUCCCAAAAGCAUAAUCAAGGACUAAAAUCGGUUUCUUAAAUGCUUUCCCCCAUUUUAAUACCAUCUUCAGAAAAGCCAGGCAAGAGUUUUGAAAUGUUCUCUAUGUUUUGCAUCAUCAGACAGGAAAUUAUAAAAUGGACUAAAAAAUUGUUUUAAUGAA